CCUUAUCCAGGCGUAUUACCCGUCCAGGCCCCCUUUAAUUUCCCAUGUUCCUCUGCGUACUCAAGCCCCGCCCCCAGUGUCCCAGCCCCGCCCCGAAGUUUGAGGGGUGUGGAUGGUUUGUGACCCCCUCACUCGAUUCUACCCCUCGCUGGCUGGAAGAAACGGGUUUGGGUACAGCAGUAGGAACUAGGCAGCCUUUUGGCUCGAGUGGCGCCACGGACCCCUCUCCAGCGCCGCGGGAAUAGGAUCGCCCAAACGCGGAGCCUUCGCGUCAGGAAAGGCAAGAUCGGAGACCCCUCCUCACCGUGCCAUCAGGGUCGCUCACAGGUUGAGGAGAGCAAAGGCCUCUGAGAAGGGAAACCUGGGGUCCUAACCGGUCCCUCUCCUCAAAAGUUCCCCGUGCCUGUGCCAGUCGUUUUUGCCUCUGUUCGCGGCAGUUUCCUUUUCUGUAAAUCAGGGUUAAUGACAACCUUCUUACCAUCAGGGGUUAGUUGUGGGAGUGAUAAAUAAUUGGUACUAUUUGUUUACUAAACAAUUGCAAUGUGCCAGGCACUGUUCUAAGUAUUUUGCUUCGAUGAUCUCCCGUCAUCUUCAAAACAACCUUAUGAGGGCCCACGUAUCAAAUUAGGAGGUGAAAAACUAUUCACAUGUUGUGUGGACCCAGUCAGCACCCAGGCCAUGGAGCUCUCUGAUGUCACCCUUAUUGAGGGUGUGGGUAAUGAGGUGACUGUGGUGGCAGGUGUGGUGGUGCUGAUUCUAGCCUUGGUCCUAGCUUGGCUCUCUACCUACGUAGCAGACAGCGGUAGCAACCAGCUCCUGGGCACUAUUGUGUCAGCUGGCGACACAUCCGUCCUUCACCUGGGGCAUGUGGACCAUCUGGUAGCGGGCCAAGGCACCCCAGAGCCAACUGAACUCCCCCAUCCAUCAGAGGGUAAUGAUGAGAAGGCUGAAGAGGCUGGCGAAGGAGGGGGAGACCCCACAGGGGAACCUGGAGCUGGGGGCGGUGUUGAGCCCAGCCUCGAGCAUCUGCUUGACAUCCAAGGCCUGCCCAAAAGACAAGCAGGCCCAGGAAACAGCAGUCUGGAGGCACCUGUGAGAUCAGAGGAUAGCACCUGCUUGCCUCCCAGCCCCAGCCUCAUCAGCGUGCGGCUCAAAUUCCUCAAUGACACGGAGGAGCUGGCUGUGGCCAGGCCAGAGGAUACCGUGGGUGCUCUGAAGAGUAAAUACUUCCCUGGACAGGAGAGCCAGAUGAAACUGAUCUACCAGGGCCGCCUGCUGCAGGACCCAGCCCGCACACUGCGUUCCCUGAACAUUACCGACAACUGUGUGAUUCACUGUCACCGCUCACCCCCUGGGUCAGCUGUUGCAGGCCCCUCAAGCUCCCUGGCCCCCUCGGCCACUGAGCCACCCAGCCUCGGCGUCAGUGUGGGCAGCCUCAUGGUGCCUGUGUUUGUGGUGCUGCUGGGUGUGGUCUGGUACUUCCGUAUCAAUUACCGCCAGUUCUUCACAGCACCUGCCACAGUCUCCCUCGUGGGGGUCACUGUCUUCUUCAGCUUCCUAGUAUUUGGGAUGUAUGGACGAUAAGGACCACAGGGAGAAAAUGAAAGGCAUGGUUUUCCUCCUUUAUGGCCUCCCCCCAUUCCUGGCCAGAGCUGGGCCCAAGGGCCUGGGAGGGAGGGGUGGAAAGGAUGUGGUGGGCCCUCCUCCACAGGACUCAGGAGCCAGGCAUGGGCAUUCCCCUCACGUCCAUGAGGGGACAGACAUUCCCUCUGUGCAAGCACAACUCAGGUAGAAAUGAGAAUGUCAUCUUCCUUCACUACUAAGGUCCUAAAGUUCAGAACUGAGCUGGUGGCCCAGCUCAACAGGGAGCCAGGGCUCUGAGGAUUCCCUCCCAGCCGUGGCCCUAGCUCUUUCCAUUAUCCUGCAUGUCUGCUCCUCUGCCCCCAGGGCUGCCUGCCAGGGCAGCUCAGCAUGGCCCCAGCAUUUCUGUAGGAAACCUGGAGUCUCUCUGGGUUUCCUAGUGGAACAUCCUUCUUUUGAGCCUAAAAUACAGGCAGGAGUGAAGUUUGUGUCAGCUUUCCCUGUGGGCACCUGGCCGCCUCUACCUUCUCCCUCCACCCCUUAGCAGGAAUAGGGUGUUCUCUGUGUUCUGGACAGUUUCCAGUGUUCUCCCUUUUUCUCAAAGCACUUUGCUUAUAUUCUUUUUUUUUUCUUUAAAUAGUCCUUUAUAGAGCUCAGUCAGGAAGGGGACUGGGGCACAAAGCCAAGCCCCCAGCACCGGGAGAGGCCAGGCCACAGCUGCUGCUACCCUAGGCCUAAGGCUGUAAGCAAGAGGCAGUUCUGGCUGCCAGCCAGUGUCCUACCCUGCCCAGCCCCAAGGACAGCUCUGGGUAGGGAGCACUGGGCCCCAGGCUCUUGCUCUGGGGCUCUUGGAUGGAGGGUCAGUAUCUGUGACUGAAUAAAGUUCCAUUCUGUGGC
Molecule: messenger RNA, 2478 nt
Organism: Dama dama (fallow deer)
Lineage: Eukaryota; Metazoa; Chordata; Mammalia; Artiodactyla; Cervidae
Gene: TMUB2
Product: transmembrane and ubiquitin like domain containing 2
Exons: 4
Coding region: 679-1584 (301 amino acids)
Molecular function (GO): protein binding
Source: RefSeq, a predicted model, not a curated record